AACCGUUAGAGGGUGUUUCCAAAAGAAAAUGUAGAAAGUAAAGUGUAGAUCACAUUAUUUCCCUCAUUACAGGCAACUGGACUUGUUACAAAUUCAGGCACUAAUUCUUGGGCACCAACCAUCAUCAACUGAGGAUGGCCAACAUUAAAGAACAACUUCUCAACACUCUAAAUGAACUGGAGACAAAAGACCUGAAGUUAUUCCAGUGGCAUCUGAAUAAUGGAGUGGAAGGUUUCCCCGCUAUCCCAAAAUCUCAGCUGGAGAAAUCUGACAGACCUGACACUGUGGACAAGGUGGUGCAGAAAUAUGGCCAAGAUAAAGCUGUAGAGAUCACACUGAUCAUCCUGAAGAAGAUGAACCACAACCAACUGGCUGAGACCCUGAGGACUAAACACAGUGAAAAUAAAAACACUGGUUGCCACAGAAACAGUAGCUGCCAUCACACGCAGAAGAUGGAUAAUUCGUUUAAGCAGGAGGCAGAUGAGACACGGCUGGGAAAGGAUGCUGCCCUGCUGAAAACUGAAAAUGAUGAACAUGUUUUCAAGUUCUGUUAUGAAUCAAAUACAUAUGUAGUAACCUGUAAGACAUCUGUGACUGUACUGGAGGCUCUUUUAAAAAACUCAUCUUUUAAACAGUUUUAUGAUAAAAAUGAGCAGAAGUAUGUGGUGAUCCGUAGAGAGGAAACACCCAGAGGAGCUGUGACCUCAGACUUCCCCUGCUGUCUGAUUCAUGAGAAUGAGGUUCUGGACAUAACCUUCAUUAAAACAGACAAAAACAGCAGUACAACAAACCAAACCACUAUCACCCAAUCAGAUAUGACUAACCCUCACAACUUUGUUACCUUUAACAUCAAAACAAAAGAUGGCAAAGGUAUCCGAAAACUGAUGAAAAUCAAGGAACUGACAAGGCAAGAGGUAGAAGAUGUUUGUGUAUAUGCCAUCAAAGGAGAAAAGAUAAAGAAAGCUCUUAAACGUGAUGGGAGGUUUGAAAAUGUCAUAUUUGAAAAGCGCUGUGCUCUCUCUGACCAGGACAAUAAGGACAUUACCAACAUGUCAAACACUGUCGACCAUCUGCAUGGAAAACAUUUCCAGGUUAUUGUUCUAGACAACCAACCACAUAGUCCAGAUUCUAGUCAGGAGUUUGAGCCAGUGAAGAAUGAACCUUUUGAUGUAUCCAAAAGUCCUCAGUCAGAAAAUGCAGGUGCUGUUAGCAUUCAACAGCAGGAGAGCUCAAACAUAACCCAAAUCCAAGAUCAAAAAAUCCCAGACUCAGAAGAGAUCCUGAAUCUUCUGCGAGAUCAGUUUCAAGGUUUUUUGAAGAAGCUGAAUGAGGGGGCAAGGCUCAUUGAGCUGCAGAGCAUCAUCAGGGAGGAGUACGACAAAAGCGCCCAGAGUUUCAAUGAGAUAAAGAUCAUAAAACAAUUAAUGAAACUGUCUGACUCUGUCUGCAAGAUCAAGGUGGAAGGAUGUGGAAGAGGAACUGGAUUUCUGCUGUUUGACAGGUUCAUCCUCACUAAUGCACAUGUUGUUGGGCCCCGUGUCCCAGUGACCCUAAACCUGCAAAACCGCAUAACUGCUGUAUUUGAAUUUGAGGAUUUGGAACUGCCAGUUAAUGAAAUAAUGCCAGUGAAGGAGAGAAUACCAGGGAAGGAGAGAAUACCACUGGAACUACCAGUGAAUGAGACCCCAGUUUCCUACUAUUAUGGGAAAAAUGACAUGGGGCUGCAUCUGGACUUUGUACUGCUGGAACUAAGCAGUGAAGCAAAACUUCCUGGUUGUCCUGAGUUGCUUAGCAGAUAUAGUACCCCUCCCUUGAGGGGUGGGAUCUGCAUAGUUGGACACCCCGAUGGCGGGGAUAAGAAAAUGGACCCCUGUUUCAUAAUUCCAAAAGAGGCUGUUCAUUCUUCUGCAGACAGACAUGUUGCUGAGAACAAGGAUUUCUUUCAUGUCAUAACACAGACGUGUUAUAAAGAGAAGUGGCAAGUUCAAGAUUCUCAGAUCACUUACAAUUCCUGUUUCUUCCAUGGAUCAUCUGGCUCUCCAGUCUUUGAUAAAUUCUGCAAUCUGAUUGGUGUUCACACUGGUGGUUAUGCUUACAAAGGAGCAGGAGGGAAGACGAGAAGUGUGAUGGAGUACGCCUUCCCCAUGCUGCCCAUUCUGGUGUGUAUCAUCACACAGUGCAGGCAGUCAGGAAGAUCUGAUGUUAUUCAACGCUUUGAGUCUCAGAACAACACGAAAUAUGUGCUUUGUAUGGCAAAUACAAAUCAACAGAAUCAAGUCAUUUAGUCAGACAGUAAUGAGGCUUGUUAAUCGGCAGUUUACCAUAUGUUGUAGUACCUUCUCUCCGAUUACAAUUUCUUACUACAGGAAGGUCCCAUGAAAGGCAACAAGAAUCAACUCUCUUUCACUUGCUGACAGUUCUGAGUUCCCUUCCAGCUGAAAGGCACAUAUGUAGUUGCUUUAAUUAAAUUCAUUCAUAUUAAAUCUUACAAACUUAUUAAAAUGAUCAUUUUGUGCAAACACGUACUUUCAAGGUUUCGAGGCCAGCAGGGGUUGGUCAGUCCCUGGCAGGCCACCAUCCUACAGAUAGUGUUUUCUCACUUAAGACUUUAACUCAAAGGCAUUUCUGAUUGGCUGAUGACUUGCAGAUGUCAAGAGGUAGAAUGCCAAACUGUCAUUGACCAGGGACUGAACUUGACACCUAUAUAACGGGACACAUGCUCACAGACUAUACUGUACCAACAACAAGAUGAAUAACAAUUCUAAAAUUUGUCCAGUUUGCAUAAUUCACACCAUCUUAAUUCUCUCAUGAAGAUCAAGAUCAGGACAGAUUUCGAUAACUGCAGUUUCAACUUUGCCUCCAGAAAGAAUGUGAAUAACAGCAGGGCUAAGCCCUGACAAAACAGGACCUACAUGAAAAAAGCAGCAGCCAGUCAUUCUGCCUGCUAUCAGAAACAGAUCACUCUCAACCAGGAAUGCUGAUGGUGAAGGUACAAGGUGGUCUGGCUCUCCAUCAAACAGCCAUGUGACACGUGCAUGUCCUAGACAGAGAGAAGAAAAGGUACAUACUGUAUAUUUAGAGGAUCUGUGAUCAGACACAACAGCUGACAAACUGUAGAGUAAAUGUGUAUCUAACAAAAUAACAUUAAUUGGACAAUGCAGAAUAUACCAAUAAUGCAGCUUUAAUACAAUCCUCAUCACACUAGAGUUGACAUAUCGAAGUUCAAAUGAAAUCAGAAUUUCAGUUUUUGCAUAAUCCAUAUUAUAUUAUUAUAUUUUCUUAUUUGGAAAAUAAGAAUCUGUUAACUCACCAAUGGCAGGAUCACCUAGAAAGUAUAAAAUAUUGUAAACAUGCUUGAUUACUGUCACGGAACACUCGCCUCCCCCGAGUCACAUGGUUUGGCCCGCCACUUG
Messenger RNA from Electrophorus electricus (electric eel), 3413 nucleotides. RefSeq names its product serine protease FAM111A-like. Gene Ontology annotation, biological process: DNA replication. NCBI's taxonomy places the organism in Eukaryota, Metazoa, Chordata, Actinopteri, Gymnotiformes, Gymnotidae. Gene Ontology annotation, cellular component: nucleus; chromatin. The record is from RefSeq and is a predicted model, not a curated record.